Molecule: messenger RNA, 1731 nt
Organism: Brassica rapa (field mustard)
Lineage: Eukaryota; Viridiplantae; Streptophyta; Magnoliopsida; Brassicales; Brassicaceae
Product: F-box protein At1g53790
Molecular function (GO): protein binding
Source: RefSeq, a predicted model, not a curated record
CUAAAAUAAAAUAAAACAAAAAUAAGACCUAAAUCAUAUUCAGAACAAGCUCUCCCUACCUACAUCUCUUCUCUCUCGAUCGACUUUGUUCAGGUUGUAGUUUGAAUCUGGCUGGUCUUUGAGAUUUUUGGGUGCUGCUGCGUUCAGUUACGGCUUACAAAGAUUUUUAAGUGAUUGUAAGGGCCCCAUGAAAAAUCUAAGGCAGCUUUACUUGGAAGCUCAAGGAAGACAAUGUCCGAACUUAGGAAUAGAUUUGCCAUUGGAUCUCGUCAUGGAGAUUUUGUCGAGAGUUCCAGCAAAGAGUAUAAAAAGGUUUUGUUGCGUAUCGAGAUUGUGGGGAUACAUACUUGGCCUUCCUUGUUUUACCGAGUUGUUCCUGACCAAGUCUCCGUGUCGUCCACCCCUACUCUUGUUCACCUUUGAAAAUAAGGAGAGUAUAUUCUUCUUCUCUGCACCUCAGCCUCAGAAUCCGGGUGAUGAUUCAUCUCUUGUACCUGCUCGUUAUAAUGUUCACCGCAAGCAUUAUCCCAAAGAUUUUUCAGUUAGAGUUGGUUCUCCUCUUGGUGGAUUCAUCUGUCGUCAAGAUAAGGGGAAAGUAGAUACUAUAGUUGUUAGUAACCCCGUCACAGGAGAGUCAAUAUUCUUACCAGAGGUGAAAUCCAAGAACAUUAAUAUUCAGAUGAUACCUUUUUUAGGAUAUGAUCCCAUCAACAAACAGUUCAAAGUAUUGUGCGUCAAGUUUGGGGAUGUCCCAAAUACGUCUGAUGACCAUCAAAUUCUGACAUUGGGGAAUAAUAAAAAACAUUUAUGGAGAACAACCCUAUGCAAACCCCAUUAUCCUAAAUCUAAUGGAAUAUGCAUUGAUGGUAUUUUGUAUUAUUCAUCUGGGUUUGAUUUGAGGACAACAAGGGUUUCCACCAUAGUCUGCUUUGAUGUCAGGUCCGAGAAGUUUAGCUUUAUCAACAUAGAUCAUCAAUGCAUGUUUAUGACUUGUGCUUGUACUUUGAUCAACUACAAGGGUAAAUUAGGUGCCCUCCAGUUUACAUUAUCGAAUCUAAGAUGUCUUGUGUUUUGGGUUCUUGAGGAUGCUGGAAAAUGUAAAUGGUCCAAGUGUGUCUACACUAUACCUCCUUUGUGGAACAACAUAGUUGGUCGUUCUGACUUGGACAUUGUUGGAGUGACAUCUGGAGGUGAAGUUGUGUUGGCCACGAUGCAUCUGCUUCAUCCAUUUUACAUUUAUUACUACAAUCCCAAGGGCAAUACUUUCAUAAGAGUUCUAAUCCGAGGUCUGGAAGGGUUUGUACGUGCGAGAGUUUACACUUCUCUAGACUAUGCUGAGAAUUUGAAACAUAUGACUGAGUAUGACAAAGGAGUUAACACAAACAUUUACUCUUUAACGGAGGCUAUUUCAAGUCAGCUUAUGCAUCAGUACGCAUUAUUAUAUAUCUUUAUCUUCAAAAUUUCGUUUCUUCUUUCACACAAAAUUUGUCACUGCUUAACAGAAGAGCAUGUUUGAAGAGCCAAUGCUUUGGGAGUGAAAUACAGUGCACCAAGCCUAUUUAGACCCGCCAAGAUUGCUUAUGCAUGUUUAGACAUAUUCCAGUUAUAUGUAUUCUCCUUUUCUAAUAAUAUACAUAUAUCUGUUUUGUUGUAAAUAAUACUCUCUUUGGCUGUUUGAACUAGUAAGUUCAUAUCAUUUUGUAUAAUAUAUAAAGUAAUUAAGAAAAAAAA